This is a messenger RNA of Tribolium madens (black flour beetle), 1732 nucleotides long. It is a transcript of the gene Prp31, whose product is annotated as U4/U6 small nuclear ribonucleoprotein Prp31. Gene Ontology annotation, cellular component: precatalytic spliceosome; U4 snRNP; U4/U6 x U5 tri-snRNP complex. Gene Ontology annotation, biological process: mRNA splicing, via spliceosome; spliceosomal tri-snRNP complex assembly. The record is from RefSeq and is a predicted model, not a curated record. The transcript is spliced from 4 exons. The coding region runs from base 199 to 1689 and encodes 496 amino acids. Lineage: Eukaryota; Metazoa; Arthropoda; Insecta; Coleoptera; Tenebrionidae.
GUUUAUAUUUAUUAAUAAAAUUAAUUUUAAAACUAUAGGCACUGCUAUAGGCAAUUAGCAAUGCACGAGUCCAUUGCAAGUGGUCUAACCAGUGGUCUAACCAGUGGUCUAACGUUAGAUGUCAAUUGACAGUUUUUUAACCUCAAAGUUUUGUUAUUCCAACGUUUUGAUAUUUGUGAUUGUUAUUAACUCGCGAAAAUGUCUUUGGCCGACGAAUUAUUGGCUGAUUUGGAAGAAAAUGAUCAAGAUGAUUUGGAAGAGGCGAUGGAAGUUGAUGAAAAGCCGGAUAUCAAAGAAGAAAAACCCGAUGUUAAGGAUAUUCAGUUGGAAGUAGACACAACACAAAUAACUUCAGUUCGAGAAUUGUGUAAAUUACGGGACUCGCCUGAUUUACACGAGAUAUUGAAGCAGAUCGAGGAGCAUGUAAAGAAAAAUCGAAAAUUUCACGACAUUAUAGGACCAGUAGAAUUGGAUCCUGAGUAUCAACUAAUCGUUGAAGCUAAUAACAUAGCUGCAGAUAUAGACGCGGAAAUUGCCACCGUUCACAAAUUUGUGCGCGACAAGUACCAAAAGAGGUUCCCUGAAUUGGAUUCCCUUGUUGUUGGUCCAUUGGAAUACCUUAAGACCGUCAAAGAGCUUGGUAAUGACUUAGACCAAGCUAAAAACAAUGAAACUUUGCAACAAUUCCUGACCCAAGCAACUAUUAUGGUUGUGUCAGUCACCGCAUCCACAACACAAGGAAUUAUGCUAUCAGACUUUGAGAAAAAACAAAUCGACGAAGCUUGCGACAUGGCUAUAGACUUGAACAACUUCAAACUGAAAAUUUACGAAUAUGUUGAAAGCCGCAUGGCUUUUAUCGCUCCCAAUUUAUCAGCAAUUCUGGGGGCUUCGAUCGCUGCUAAACUCAUGGGUGUUGCCGGUGGCUUGACUCGACUAUCCAAAAUUCCGGCUUGUAACGUGCAGUUGUUGGGCCAACAGAAAAAGGCGCUGUCGGGAUUUUCACAAGUGAAUAUGUUGCCUCACACUGGCUUCAUUUAUUAUGCAGACAUCGUGCAACAUACUCCACCAGAUUUGAGGAGGAAAGCUGCAAGACUGGUUGCUACCAAGUGCACGCUAGCGGCACGUGUGGAUUCAUGUCAUGAGAGUAAAGAUGGACGUAUUGGACGGCAAUUACGUGACGAAAUUGAGCGAAAAUUGGACAAGUUGUUGGAACCACCUCCUGUUAAGUUUAUCAAACCUUUACCGAAGCCUAUUGACCAAUCAAAGAAGAAAAGGGGUGGGAAGAGGGUCAGGAAAAUGAAAGAGAGAUAUGCUAUGACCGAGUUUAGGAAACAUGCCAAUAGGAUGAAUUUCGCUGAUAUUGAAGAUGAUGCGUAUCAGGAGGACCUUGGGUAUACCAGGGGAACCAUCGGCAAAGCAGGAACCGGCCGUAUCAGACUACCCCAAGUUGACGAAAAAACUAAAGUCAGAAUAUCAAAAACCCUCCAAAAGAAUCUACAAAAACAGAACGUUUGGGGCGGAAGCACUACUGUCAAAAAACAGAUUUCCGGUACGGCUUCAAGUGUCGCUUUCACGCCACUCCAAGGACUCGAAAUUGUGAAUCCACAAGCGGCUGAAGUGAAAGUCAACGAUUCGAGCGCGAAAUAUUUCUCAAAUACGUCUGGGUUUUUCAAAGUAGAAAAAAGUUAAUUGUAUUAUAAUUUUAUUUAAGUAAAAAGACACAUUUAAUCAC